CCGGUUGCUACAACAGACCCCGCACGCCGCGGCCGAGUCGCCACCGCGGGCUGCAGCUGGACAGGGCCAGGCGGGGAGGGGGCGACCGGCCUCCGCGUGGGGGAGGAGGCCCCGGCGAGGGGCGCACGCGAGUCCCGGGCCGCGCGUCCUUUGGCGCCAAGAGGACCCCUCCCCCACCCUCGCUGGCCCCGACCGCCGGCGGCCGGCCGGGGGAAGGGCUGUCCCGCCGCCCCUGCCCGGAGCCCCCAGCCCGGCUGCCGCGCGGGGCGGGGCCGCGGCGUCCCCCUCGCCCCCCACCCGGACACCUGAGCGGCGGCGGCCGCGGCUCCCGCGCUCCGGCCAGCGGGGCUCGGCGUAGCUCCGGAGCCCGCGGCCGAGCCCGGAGAGCGCAGACGCCCGCCCUUCCCUGGGGGCUCCGACCCGCCCGGACUCCCGGAGCCGCGCGCCGAGCCAGCUCUGGACAUGUCUCCUGUCUCCUUGCCCUGACCCUUUGGAGUGCAGUUGGUUCUGGUUCCGAGCAGCCUUCCUGCGGGGCCCAGUCUGCCAGCGCCUCUGACACGCGCAGCCAUGCCACGUAGCCCUACGUCCAGCGAGGACGAGAUGGCCCAGAGCUGCUCAGACUCCACGGAGGAGUCGGAGUCGGACAGUUCCAAGGGGGAGACCAUCUACGACACCAUCCGGGCCACGGCCCAGAAGCCAGGCGGCACCAGGGCGGAGGAGGGCCAGGCCCACACGCUGGUGCUGCGCAUCGUCAUCGAGGACCUGCAGCAGACGAAGUGCAUUCGAUUCAACCCGGAUGCCACAGUAUGGGUUGCAAAGCAGCGGAUUCUGUGCUCACUGAACCAGAGCCUGAAGGACGUCCUGAACUACGGGCUGUUCCAGCCGGCCAGCAACGGGCGCGACGGCAAGUUCCUGGACGAGGAGCGGCUGCUGCGCGAGUACCCGCAGCCCAUGGGCAAGGGCAUCCCGUCCCUGGAGUUUCGCUACAAGAAGCGGGUGUAUAGGCAGACCAACCUGGACGAGAAACAGCUGGCCAAGCUGCACACGAAGAACAAUUUGAAAAAAUGCAUGGAUCACAUCCAGCAUCGGUCAGUGGAGAAGAUCGUCAAGAUGCUGGACCGAGGCCUGGAUCCGAAUUUCCACGACCUGGAGACUGGAGAGACUCCCCUGACCUUGGCCGCUCAGCUGGACGACCCCGCGGAGAUGAUCAAGGCCCUCCGGAACGGCGGGGCCCACCUAGACUUCCGCGCCAAGGAUGGGAUGACAGCUCUGCACAAAGCCGCCCGCACCAGGAACCUGCUGGCCCUGAAGACCCUCUUGGAGCUUGGCGCAUCCCCGGAUUACAAGGACAGCUACGGCCUGACCCCACUGUAUCAUACGGCGGUGGUCGGGGGUGACCCCUGCUGCUGUGAGCUGCUGCUCCACGAGCACGCGGCCGUGAGCUGCAAAGAUGAGAAUGGCUGGCACGAAAUCCACCAGGCCUGCAGGUACGGCCACGUGCAGCAUCUGGAGCACCUGCUCUUCUACGGGGCCGACAUGGGGGCCCAGAAUGCCUCGGGGAACACCGCCCUGCACAUCUGCGCCCUCUACAACCAGGACAGCUGUGCACGUGUGCUUCUGUUUCGAGGUGGAGAUAAGGAACUGAAGAAUUACAACAGCCAGACCCCGUUCCAGGUGGCGAUCAUCGCCGGCAACUUCGAGCUGGCCGAGUACAUCAAGAACCACAAGGAGACCGACGUUGUACCCCUCGUGCCAACCAGGAGGACUGUCCCUGCGGCUCCUCCUCUGUCCCGUCGCCCUGCCAGCGGCUGGGCGCAGUCUUGCAUCUUGGAAGAGCCCUCUGGCCUGUUCCCUCCGGCCCCGGGCUUACACCGGACGUGCAGCGGGGAGCAGGCCCACUGGACCAGCAGCGUGCCCUUCCGAGAGGCCCCGGCGUACUCCAACCGCAGGAGGCGGCCCCCCAGCACGCUGGCCGCCCCGCGGCUCCUGCUGCGCUCCAACAGCGACAACAACCUCAACGCCGGGGCACCUGACUGGGCUGUCUGCGCGGCCACCUCCCACCUCAGCCUCUCGCCCCAGCUGUUGCAGCAGACGCCCAGCAAGGCCGACGGGGCCGCCAAGACCCUCGGGAGCUACACCCCCGGGCCCCGUAGCCGGUCGCCCUCGCUCAACAGGCUGGGCGGAGCCGGCGAGGACGCCAAGAGGCCCCAGCAGCCCUGGCACGUCGGCCCAGCUUUCCCGCCAGGAGCCAACAAGGACGCGCUGUCCGCCUUUGAGUACCCGGGGCCCAGACGGAAGCUGUACAGCGCGGUGCCUGGGAGGCUCUUCGUCGUCGUCAAGCCAUACCAACCCCAGGUCGAUGGCGAGAUCCCCCUGCACCGUGGCGACAGGGUCAAAGUUCUGAGCAUCGGCGAAGGUGGCUUCUGGGAAGGCAGCGCCCGUGGCCACAUCGGAUGGUUCCCCGCGGAGUGUGUGGAGGAGGUCCACUGCAGGCCCCGGGACAGCCAGGCAGAAACUCGUGCAGACCGCAGCAAGAAACUCUUCCGGCACUACACAGUCGGCUCCUACGACAGCUUCGAUGCCUCCAGCGACUGCGUUAUCGAGGAGAAGACCGUCGUCCUGCAGAAGAAAGACAAUGAGGGCUUCGGAUUCGUGCUCCGAGGGGCGAAAGCGGAUACGCCCAUCGAAGAAUUCACACCCACGCCGGCGUUCCCAGCCCUGCAGUACCUGGAGUCUGUGGAUGAAGGCGGGGUGGCAUGGCAAGCCGGACUGAGGACCGGGGACUUCUUGAUUGAGGUGAACAAUGAGAACGUCGUCAAGGUCGGCCACCGGCAGGUCGUGACCAUGAUCCGCCAGGGAGGGAACCACCUGGUCCUCAAGGUGGUCACGGUGACCAGGAGUCUGGACCCGGAUGACACCGCCCGGAAGAAAGCUCCUCCGCCUCCAAAGCGAGCUCCGACCACGGCCCUCACCCUGCGCUCCAAGUCCAUGACCUCGGAGCUGGAGGAGCUCGCCUCCGUCCGGAAGAAGAAGGAUAAACCCGAGGAGAUCGUCCCAGCCCCCAAGCCAUCCCGGGCGGCCGAGAGCGUGGCGCUGGAGUCCAGGGUAGCCACCAUCAAGCAGCGGCCCACCAGCCGGUGCUUCCCCUCCGUCUCGGACAUGAACUCCGUGUACGAACGCCAGGGCAUCGCCGUGAUGACGCCCACCGUCCCCGGGAGCCCGAAGGGCCCGUUCCUGGGCCUCCCUCGAGGUACGAUGCGGAGGCAGAAGUCAAUAGACAGCAGAAUCUUUCUAUCAGGGAUAACGGAGGAGGAGCGGCAGUUUCUGGCCCCGCCGAUGCUCAAGUUCACCAGAAGCCUGUCCAUGCCAGACACCUCCGAGGACAUCCCGCCCCCGCCACAGUCGGUGCCCCCGUCUCCACCGCCCCCCUCCCCCACCGCCUACAACUGCCCCAAGUCCCCGACUCCGCGAGUCUACGGGACGAUCAAGCCCGCGCUCAACCAGAACCCCGCCGCCAAGGUGUCCCCGGCCGCCCGCUCCGACACGGUGGCCACCAUGGUGCGGGAGAAGGGGCUCUACCACAGGCGGGAGGUCGACCGCUACUCCCUGGACUCCGAGGACCUCUACAGUCGCGGCGCCGGCCCCCAGGCCAACUUCCGCGGCAAGAGGGGCCAGAUGCCCGAAAACCCCUACUCCGAGGUGGGGAAGAUCGCCAGCAAGGCCGUGUAUGUGCCGGCCAAGCCCGCCCGGCGGAAGGGCAUGCUGGUGAAGCAGUCCAACGUGGAGGACAGCCCCGAGAAGACGUGCUCCAUCCCCAUCCCCACCAUCAUCGUCAAGGAGCCCUCCACCAGCAGCAGCGGCAAGAGCAGCCAGGGCAGCAGCGUGGAGGCCGACCCGCAGGCCUCGGAGCAGCCCGGCCAGCUGCGGCCGGACGACAGCCUGGCCGCCAGCAGCCCCUUCGCCGCCGCCAUCGCCGGGGCCGUCCGCGACCGCGAGAAGCGGCUGGAGGCCCGGAGGAACUCCCCGGCCUUCCUGUCCACGGACCUGGGGGACGAGGACGUGGGCCUCGGGCCACCCGCCCCCCGGGCGCGCCCCUCCAAGUUCCCCGAGGAGGGCGGCUUCGGCGAGGAGGACGGCACGGAGCCGCUGUCGUCACCGGCACCCCGGGAGCCUGAGAACCACUUUGUGGGUGUGGGUGAGGCCGGAGCUCAGGGUGAGGCUGGCAGGCUGCCGAACGCUCCGGGCCAAGCCAAGGCACCAGAGGGCAGCCCCGCGGCGCCCCCCCGGAGCGGCAACGUUGCCGGCCCCGAGAACUACGUGCAUCCACUCACCGGGCGGCUGCUGGACCCCAGCUCGCCGCUGGCCCUGGCGCUGUCGGCGAGGGACCGGGCCCUGAAGGAGUCCCAGCAGGGCCCCAAAGGGGAGGCCCCCAAGGCUGACCUCAACAAGCCUCUCUACAUCGACACCAAAAUGCGGCCCAGCGGGGAAGCGGGCUUCCCUCCGGUCGGCAGGCAGAGCGGGCGGGGGCCCCUGCGGCGGCAGGAGACAGAGAACAAGUACGAGGCCGACCCGGGCAAGGAGCGCAGGGACGACAAGAAGGGCGUGCUCGGCAGCAUCGUGGACGCGUCCCAGCAGAAGUCAGCCGGGCUGCUGAUGGUCCACACGGUGGACGCGGCCAGGCCGGAGGACUUCUUGCAGGAAGAGGACGAGAAAGCCGACCUGGAAACGCAGCCAGACCAUCCGCCAUCCGAGGCGCCCGAAGGCGCCCCCGAAACUGAAGGUGCUUUCCCGACCCCCGCAGGCCCCGAGCCCGCGGCCGCCCCCGCCACCGCGCCUGGCAGGACCAUCGUGGCGGCGGGCUCCAUGGAGGAGGCGGUGAUCCUGCCGUUCCGCAUCCCUCCCCCGCCUCUGGCGUCCGUGGACCUGGACGAGGAUUUUAUUUUCACAGAGCCAUUGCCUCCUCCCCUGGAAUUUGCCAAUAGUUUUGAUAUCCCCGAUGACCGGGUUGCUUCUGUCCCCGCUCUCUCAGACCUGGUCAAGCAGAAAAAAAACGACACUUCCCAGUCCCCUUCCUUGAACUCCAGCCAGCCAACCAACUCCGCAGACAGUAAGAAGCCGGCUGGUCUCUCAAACUGUCUGCCCGCCUCAUUCCUGCCGCCCCCUGAAAGCUUUGACGCCGUCACGGACUCUGGGAUCGAGGAGGUGGACAGCCGGAGCAGCAGCGACCACCACCUCGAGACGACCAGCACCAUCUCCACGGUGUCCAGCAUCUCCACCCUGUCCUCCGAGGGCGGGGAGAAUGCAGACACCUGCACAGUCUAUGCAGACGGGCAAGCCUUUAUGGUUGACAAACCCCCAGUACCUCCCAAGCCAAAAAUGAAACCCAUAGUCCACAAAGGCAACACCCUCUACCACGACGCGCUGCUGGAAGAGGACGUGGACAGCUUUGUGAUCCCCCCACCCGCACCUCCGCCGCCGCCUGGCGGGGCCCAGCCUGGCCCCACGAAGGUCAUCCAGCCAAGGACCUCCAGGCUGUGGGGGGACGUCUCGGAGGUCAAAAGCCCGAUUCUCUCAGGCCCAAAGGCGAACGUGAUUAGUGAGUUAAACUCAAUCCUGCAGCAAAUGAACCGAGAGAAAUCCGCAAAGCCAGGGGAAGGACUGGAACCGACGCCGGGAACCAAGCCUGCCGGCCUCGCCCCCAGAGGCCCCGAGGUCAUGAGCACCGUUUCAGGUACGCGGAGCACAACGGUCACCUUCACCGUUCGCCCUGGGACCUCCCAGCCCAUCACCCUGCAGAGCCGGCCCCCGGACUAUGAGAGCAGGAACUCAGGACCCAGACGCGCCCCCAGCCCCGUGGUCUCGCCAACAGAGCUGAGCAAAGAGGUCCUGCCCGCCCCGCUGCCCGCCGCCACAGCGGCCCCCUCGCCCACCCUCUCGGAUGUCUUCAGCCUUCCAAGCCAGCCCCCGCCCGGGGACCUGUUUGGCUUGAACCCAGUGGGACGCAGCAGGUCGCCGUCCCCCUCCAUCCUGCAACAGCCAAUCUCCAAUAAGCCUUUUACAACUAAGCCUGUCCACCUGUGGACUAAACCCGACGUGGCGGACUGGCUGGAAAGUCUGAACCUGGGUGAGCAUAAAGAGGCCUUCAUGGACAAUGAGAUCGACGGCAGCCACCUCCCAAACCUCCAGAAAGAAGACCUCAUAGAUCUGGGCGUGACUCGAGUCGGGCACAGAAUGAACAUAGAAAGGGCUCUCAAACAGCUGCUGGACAGAUAAGGGUGGCUGCUCCUUACCGUCACAGACUCCUUGUUAUAAAUAGAGAUGGGCUUGCACUGAGAUGUUUGGAUGGUGAGCGCCAGCCCCGUUCCGUGGGCUGGUCUCCUGGGGACCCAGAGAAGCAUGUGUGUCCGCGACGUGGCUGAGCCGAAGGCCCCGGCUCUCUGUGUGGGCUCCUUUGGGCUGUUUCUGUCAAAGAGGGGACCAGGGAGGGGUCCUUCCAAGGUGGAAAGGGAUGCGUGCGCAGCCUGCCUCCUGCGUGCCGGCAACCUCACCUCGCCCGGCCCGCGCGGGCGCCAUGCUCCAGCAGGCAGGCGCCCCUGCACUCUAGACACAUACCUCCCGCGGCCUCCCUGCGCGCCCGGCGGCCCCCGGCUUGGCGCCAGGGCCCUCCAUCUGCGGCCUCUCGAGGGCACGCGGUGCUCACGCGCUCCUUCUUUUCUGGACGUGGCUCGCAGCGAGACGCCCACAGAUGUGCAUACCCGGUGCCCUUUCUGGAAGGUGGAGAAGCGUCUCCCCUUUUCUGUGGAUCCUUUCCCACCCCUCCGACGUGCACCCGUGCUUCUCUGGCCCGUUGAGGCUCUUGGCAGUGAUGGGUUGUUCUGAAUGGGAUCGUGCCCAGCUUUGCUUAGCUUUCCUUCUUUCUGCAAGUCUAUUAGCAUAAUUCCAAAGUGGCCAAACAGAUGUCACGUGGAGUUAGUCGAAGCACAAAGUCACGAUUCCAGGGCGGAGGGAGGCCCGGCUGCCCGUGCGCGGCUCCAGGGCCAGCGUGUCCCUGGGUGGAAGCAGCUGUCAGCCGGGAGCGGCUGUCCAGGAGCAUGGGAAGGGGCUUCUCUGCCUUCCAGCAUUCUUUAAAUUGAGAGGUGCGUUGAAUUCUGCAGACCUCGGAGCAGGUGAGCAUCCACUCUGACACGCAGGAUGACACAAGGUCCGUGGUGGGCAUGGCUGCUGCUGGAUGCUGGCAGGGGCGGGGGGGGUGGGGAGGCCUGGCCGCUCCCAGCUCUUGAGCCCCACCAAGGGCAAGCAUCACUGCUGAGACAGCCCUUUCAUCCUCUGAGGCCAGGGAAGACGGUACUGAGGGGCCUUCCCCCUUUUCCUCUGAGUGUCCAGGAAUCCCACCAGCUUGUCUUAAUAGUACAACAGGUUUUCAGAAAACCCAGUGGGCAUGGCACACAGACAGGACCCGGGGUGAGGACGCAAAGCAGAGAGAUGAAGGAAGGACAGAGCAGGGAGGGCUCACGGGCGGCAGUCUGGCCUCGGGCAAGGCUUUCCUGGGCCUUGCACCCUUCAUUCCCCCGAGCCCCCUUCCUUGUGACAAUACCUCUGAUUUCCACGGGAGGUCGCCACCGGCACCCAAGUCACAGAACACCCAGUGAGGAGUCAGCACGUCCUCCCACAUAUGGAAGAAUGUCAAGCUUUUGGCUUCUAUUAUGAUUUCAGAACUAGCCUAGCCCAUCUCUAAUUAUAAAAACAUGAUUUUUUUUCCUUUUUUUCUUUACGCUCACAAUCAAGUGUCUGAUUAGGUCUGGAACAGCUCUAGAAUGAACACAUAAAAUUUAGCAAUUUAAAAUCUUUCUUUACUGCAAGUUCAAAUAGUUGUACAGAUAGUUUAUAAGCACAAUAUUUUAAGGAAAAAAAAGUGGCUGGUCUACUAGGCAGCCUUUGUGCCACUUCAGUGCUAGAAAGUUAAAGAAAAACAAACUUUUGUGAUUUAAUACUACUAUUUCUGUGGAAUAAUUAUAAAAGUAUGACCUUUUUAAAUCAACCUUAUUGGAUGCAUCUGAACCAGCAGAGCUGUGUUAUAUUUUCUAUCUUUGCUAGAACUUCGACAUCGAAGGACAAUUAUUUCUUCAAAAGUGGUUGUAAUUCACAAUGCAGCAGUUUUCUGCAAAAACAAACACUCACCACACACACAGUUUUUCCAGCCACAUGUCCCUGAAUUGGAAAUUGAGUUUUGGACCUUCUGUUCCAAAACCUAUUGCAGGUCAAUCUUGGUAUUUGAAUGAAGUCAAUUUAAUAUUCAGGUGUUUUACUUCCAUGUACUUUCGAUUUUUCCAUCAUGAGAUGAAUAUGACCCCAGAGAAGUUUCAAGCCAAGAUACUACGGGUGGCCUGCUAAGGCUGCCGACAGUUCGGAAAGUGUAAGAUGGUGAUUUGGCCCUUAUCUGUCUUCCAUCUGGUGAUGUUGCGAAACCCAGUAAGCACAGCACCCCACCAUGGCUCGUUUCUCCUUUGCCUACUGCCGGUCUCACCUCUCUGCUCAGUGCCAGGCAACAUGUUAGACAGGAUGAGAGUGAAAGGAGCCUCAGGCAGACGGUGCCCAAUGGCAGUGUGGGGCGUUGGGGCCGCUCGACUUGGGCAGCCAGGAGGUGAGGCUCGGCUGCUACUCCCUUUCUUAAAGAGACUUCCAAGUCACAUGCAACUGACCAGAAGCAAGCAAACUAACCACGUUGGUGGUUCACACUGUCUUACUAUAGAGAAGUAACAGGACCCAUCAGAGCCUGCACUGACCAACAAAAUAAACACGUUGCCAAGAUGAAUCGGUCUCUAGUUCUCUUCACCGGUUUUGCUACAGAAAGCAAUAGUUCCUCAUUUGACCCACCACCCAGCUCUCCCCUUUGAAACACGUCAGGACCAGGCCCUACCCCACGCCCCUCUCCAACGGUGAAACAGAUGUUAAACUGCUCAUAUAAAGAUUAUGUUAAUACUUAUUCCAGGUUUUAAAACAAUCCACUUUUGUUAUAUACUGUAAUUUAAAUAAAUUGCAUUUACAUACCUAGUUUCUGUAAUAUUGUGUAUACAAAACCAAAAUUGCUCAAGAUGUAAAUUCUGUAUACCUGCCAAGACACCUUCUCCAGGGUGUCUGCACAUUUUAAGUUAAUCCAUAAUAUAACAAUGACUCAAUGUGACUGUUGAUUUGCUGAACUUUACAUAUCACAAAGUGAAUCAUUUGUGAUACUUUAGUUAAUAAAAUGGUGAUUUUUUUUUUUCUGAGUUAUUUAACAAGCAAGCAUUACCCAGGGUGAUCGGGCAAUGACUUUGUGUGUGGACCACAAAUAUCGGUUUUUCCCAUUAACAAAAUUUUUUGUUUUUUUAGAAACUGUUUCACACUAUAGUUUGUGUAACGUGUUCGCAUUAUCUAUGUUUCUGUUACUUUUGUGCUUUUAUUCUUUUUAGACUUUAUUAAAAACAUAAAGAGAAAAACAAGCUCCUGUAAUCUGCACUUUCUCCCAAUCCUUAACAUCUCUUGUAUGGCAACCAAAAUUACUGUAAAAAGAAAAAAUAAAUAUACUAUUGCACUAAG
Molecule: messenger RNA, 9576 nt
Organism: Capra hircus (goat)
Lineage: Eukaryota; Metazoa; Chordata; Mammalia; Artiodactyla; Bovidae
Gene: SHANK2
Product: SH3 and multiple ankyrin repeat domains 2
Exons: 26
Coding region: 568-6273 (1901 amino acids)
Cellular component (GO): postsynaptic membrane; postsynaptic density; dendritic spine
Molecular function (GO): synaptic receptor adaptor activity; ionotropic glutamate receptor binding
Source: RefSeq, a predicted model, not a curated record